AUGUGCUUCCAGGGGUUCGCCCACCACUCCUGCGGCUGCACGAAGCUGUUCGAGGAGGAGUGCGACUAUGCCAAGGAGCUGGAGACGGCGCCCUUCUACCUCAAGGUCGCCUGUCCCAACUACGCCGUUGCGCGCAGAUACCCACCCUUUGAAUGCGGCAAGGGCGGCCUCUACUGCGAGAACACCCCAGACGCAACCUAUCUCGACCAAGUUUUCGACUUCAAAACCAAGCUCGAGACGGAGGCUAUGGCCACAGACAAGUACAUCAACGAGUACAUCCAUCCUCGUCGGAAGAUAGUCCUGGACACUCUCGAAAAGCAGUAUUUCGGCGAUAUGGCGAAGAUCAAGCAGGCGUACACGAGCAAUGCAGUCUUCGCCGACCUCGAUCAAAAGUGGACUAUUGCGCUACAUAAGAAGGCAGAUCUCACGGACAAGAUCGCGGCCAUGAACAGCAUCUUGCGCUAUGCGCGGGAGUUCUACUUACUCCAGCGACAGUUACCUGGCUACACUCCAGCAAGCAUGCCGGUUCUACCUGAUUAUCUCAAGAACUUCAGGGUUGAGGCUCCACGCCCGGCGCCAAUUCAGCCGCCUUCUGCUAACAUGAUAACUCCUCUAUCGGCGCUGCAAGCGGGCGUGGCCGUGGCCGUGGGCAUGGGCCUUGCCAUUGGUACUCAUAGUGGUAUCCUUCAACCACAGCCGAUCAGACCGCAGUCUCUUCCAGGUCCUGACCCGUUUGGACCUACUACUGCCGGCGUGCAGGUCGAGCAGAAAAAGCUGCAGCCAUCACUUCAAGCUCCUGCGGUCAAGGAAUCUCCUCGCAAGCGUAGAAGACCUGCGAAGAAAGCCAAGGCUGCCGAAAACACCGCCGAAGACGCUUCUCCAGACCUACGCCGUAGCACUCGCGUUCGAGGAAAGAAAGUCGACUACAACGAGACUUCUGACGAUUUGGAGUCAGCUGCUUCGUCACCAGAGAAGUCGGACGUCUCGGCCUACUCGCCUUCCAAAUCAGACGUCUCCGAUCAAGGAGUCAAGCCAUCUCGUGGAAGCAGCUCACUGCGUGACAUGAUUGGAGAGUACCAGAAGCAGUCAGGAAACGUAUCGACUCCCACGAGACGCCCGCCAUCACAGGGUCAAACUGGCAGUGCAUCUUCUCAGAAUCGUGGCCUUCUUGACAAUGUGCCACAAAUCCGUGUCGACAGCCCACGCAGCGACACACCCGACACAGACAUUCUUCAACCCGACGAUCCCAGAUAUGACGGCGGUAUGCAAGCGCCGACGGAGAAAAUCAACCACAACUCAGCAUUUGCACCAUCCGCAUUUCGUCCAUUGCCGAAUGGUAACCCGGACCCAGCCCUGUUGGCUUUCCAGCAAGCAUAUCAGCAAACUCGUGUGUCGGCCGGCAACAACCUCAACACCUCACAGGGCAUCAUCAACGACCUCCGCCGCCUCGCGAACCCACAUACCAGCCGCUCUCCAUCCCAACGUGACCACAGCAUGCCACCAGCAACCAUCAGCCCCCCAAAACUCGUCCAAUACAACAUCCCGACCGACCCAGCCGAACCACGAAAACGACCCAUCCCAGCCUCAAGCCCCAUCCUCCCCUCAAAUAAGCGCGUCGAGCUCUCCUUCCCCUCAAGCUACACCACACCCACAUACUACAACCAAAACCCCGCCGCCACCAGUGUCUCGAUGUCCUCGCCCCAGAAACCAACCUACAUGCACCGCCAAGACAGCGGCAUGGGCUACCUCAGUCCACCGAAAGCGAAAAACAUGGGCCCGCCACCACCACCGAUCUUCAUACCGACCACCAAUCAGACAUUCAAGCCCUCUGGCCUUAGCCAGGUUAGUCCGGUGCAGGACGUCUUCUCUUUCAGCAGCGCGACCGCACCAGCCGGGGAUUUGCUCCCCACGGCGACGGAAGGCGGUGGUGAUGUGGAGGACUCCGACUUCGACUGGGCCCUCCUCGGCGACGGCAGUAAGUUUUAG
Messenger RNA from Zasmidium cellare ATCC 36951, 1986 nucleotides. RefSeq lists its product as uncharacterized. The record is from RefSeq and is a predicted model, not a curated record. The coding region runs from base 1 to 1986 and encodes 661 amino acids. Lineage: Eukaryota; Fungi; Ascomycota; Dothideomycetes; Mycosphaerellales; Mycosphaerellaceae. The transcript has a single exon.